This is a messenger RNA of Phytomonas sp. Hart1, 1311 nucleotides long. NCBI's taxonomy places the organism in Eukaryota, Euglenozoa, Kinetoplastea, Trypanosomatida, Trypanosomatidae. The record is from the annotation of a GenBank genome assembly.
AUGUCGAAUGAAAAAGGCGCGUGCCUGACGAAGAUGCCAGCCCGCCUCCCGGAGGACGCGGGGGCGGAGAAGGAGAUCAUCCCGCUCGAUAGGGACGACAUUGCGCUUCUGAAGCUCUACGGCUCCGGCCCCUACCACGGCGCGAUCAAAGAGCUUGAGGACUACAUCAAAACCAAAGCGGAGUCCCUCAACAAACUGGCGGGGAUGAAAGAGAGCGAGAUGGGCCUCGCGCCGGCGGUGCAGUGGGACCUCAACGCGGACCGCCAGGUGAUGGAGACCGAAAGUUCCCUUCACGUGGGCCGCUGCCAGCGGAUUUUGAACAAAGGCGCGGAGAACGCGCGAUAUGUGGUGCGGAUUCGCGACCACGCGAACUACGUCGUCCGGCUCGGCGACCGGGUCGCGCCGGAGGACAUCGAGGAGUCGAUGCGUGUGGGGAUUCACAUGGGCUAUAGCAAAAUCCAGAUCGAAAUCCCCCUCCCGCCGCGAGUGGACCCGUCGGUGGGGAUGAUGCAGGUGGAGGACAAGCCGGACGUGACCUACGCCGACGUCGGGGGGAUGCGCGCGCAGGUCGCGCGGCUGCGGGAGGUGGUCGAACUCCCCCUGACCCACCCCGCGCGUUAUACCCGGCUCGGGAUCGACCCCCCGAAGGGCGUUUUGCUUUACGGCCCCCCGGGGACCGGCAAAACGCUGCUCGCCAAGGCCGUGGCGAACCGAACGGAGGCGGCCUUCAUUCGCGUGAUCGGCUCCGAGCUCGUCCAGCGCUAUAUCGGCGAGGGCGCCCGCAUGGUCCGCGAAAUCUUUCAGCUCGCCCGGACGAAAAAGGCGUGCAUUAUCUUCUUCGACGAGGUCGACGCCGUCGGCGGGAGCCGCGGCGGCGACGGCGAUAACGAGAUCGAGCGCACCAUGCUCGAGAUGGUCAACCAGAUGGACGGCUUCGACGCCCGCGGGAAUGUCAAGGUGAUUAUGGCGACCAAUCGCCCCGAUACCUUGGACCCCGCCCUGACCCGCCCGGGCCGCAUGGACCGAAAGCUCGAGAUCGGCCUGCCGGAUUUGGAGGGCCGGACGAGUAUCCUGCGCAUCCACGCCCGCUCCAUCUCGUGCGAUAAGGAGAUCCGCUUUGAGCUGAUCGCGCGGCUUUGCCCGAAUACCACGGGGGCGGAUUUGCGCUCAGUGUGCACCGAGGCCGGCAUGUUCGCCAUCCGCGCGCGGCGAAAGACGAUCAACGAAAAGGACUUCCUCGACGCCGUAAAUAAGGUGAUUAAGGGCCAGCAUAAGUUCAGCGCGACCGCGAAAUAUAUGGUCUACAACUGA